Messenger RNA from Nomascus leucogenys (northern white-cheeked gibbon), 2504 nucleotides. It is a transcript of the gene SH2D5, whose product is annotated as SH2 domain containing 5. Gene Ontology annotation, cellular component: postsynaptic density. The record is from RefSeq and is a predicted model, not a curated record. NCBI's taxonomy places the organism in Eukaryota, Metazoa, Chordata, Mammalia, Primates, Hylobatidae.
GGUUGGGGGGUUCACGAGGAGGCUGGGGUCUGUUUGGGCUGAGUGAGGCAGGGUCCCCUGCAGCAGGUCCCUGGCCUCAUCAGUUCUGGCCAUCCAGCUUGCAGCCACCUUCAUGAACUACAGAGCUCCUGCCCUAGAACCUGCUAUAGCUCCCCACUACCCACAGGGUGGGGUUUGAAUUCCCGAGCCUGGCGUCUAACGCUGAUCCCAAACUGGAUCCAGCCUGCCGUUCUGGUAAGGGCUGAGGUCGACCUGUGGGCCCCCGCUGCCUGCCUUCCUUUGUGUGUUUGCAGUCUCUGUUUCUGCUGCUGUCACUGCCCUUCUCUUUGAUGGCGCCCUCUCAGGUGGCCCUCCCUUCCCUCUGGCACUUUGUGCAAGCUGGUUACAGGUCCAUCCCCUGACUUCCACCCCCUGGGGCAGGCCCCAGCCCAGAACACCAGGAUCCUCCGUGCUUGCUGAGUGAAUGAGUGAGUGACCCAGGGCAUGUACCGCCACAUCCUUCAGAUCUUGACCCAGACCUCCCCUCCUCAGUGAGGGCUUCCCAGCCAGCAACAAUCAGCCCCUAAGCUGACGUUUCCCAUUCUCCUCCCUGCUCCAUCCCCAUCUCACGUAUGAUCUAUCUUACUAUUUAGUUCAAUGUCUUUCUCCCCAGCAACAAUGUAAGCUCCCUGAGGGCAGUCAAAGAUGUCAUCAUUUUCUUCCGGGCUGGCUCCCAGUGCCCAGGACGUUGCCCAGCAUUGCUGCGCACACAGCAGCUGCUCAGGAAGCCAGCGAAUGAAUGGCCUGUGGGGGGCACUCUGUGGCUUGUCUGCCUCGAAAGCAGCCCUUCCCCCCCUGCCCUUUGCAGCCUCCUCUCCCGUGGAGCUGGAAGCUCGGCACCCUGGGGGCCAUGCAGAAGGCGGGGGCUGGGGGCCGCAGGGCCUCUGACUGCGGGCUGGCCCCUCACCGGCCCAGGUGCAUCACCAAGUUUGCCCAGUACGUGGGCUCCUUCCCUGUGGACGACCUGGACGCCCAGGAGAGCGUGUGGCUCGUGCAGCAGCAGCUGUGGGCGCUGAAGGACUGUCCCCGACGCCGGGCCGUCAUCCUGAAAUUCAGCCUUCAGGGUCUCAAGAUCUACAGCGGGGAGGGUGAGGUGCUGCUGAUGGCUCACGCCCUGAGGCGCAUACUCUACUCCACCUGGUGCCCCGCCGACUGCCAGUUUGCCUUCAUGGCUCGAAACCCACGGAGCCCAGCCGGCAAGCUCUUCUGCCACCUCUUUGUGGGCAGCCAGCCAGGAGAGGUCCAGAUCCUGCACCUGCUGCUGUGCCGCUCUUUCCAGCUGGCUUACCUCUUGCAGCACCCUGAGGAGCGGGCACAGCCAGAGCCCUGCCCAGGGCCCACAGGGGAGGUGCCCCUAAAGCCACUGUCCAGCUCUGGGGGCCUGGUGCGGGAGCCCUUCGGCCGUGAUCAACUCUCUCAGAACGUCCAUGCCCUGGUCUCCUUCCGGCGGCUGCCAGCGGAGGGGCUGGUGGGCAGUGGGAAGGAGCUGCCAGAGUCGGAAGGCCGUGCCCGCCAUGCCCGCCUGGGAAAUCCCUACUGCUCGCCCACACUGGUGCGCAAGAAGGCCAUUCGCAGCAAGGUGAUCCGCUCAGGGGCCUACCGUGGCUGCACCUAUGAGACCCAGCUGCAGCUGUCGGCUCGGGAGGCCUUUCCUGCCGCAUGGGAGGCAUGGCCCCGGGGUCCUGGUGGCCACUCAUGCCUGGUGGAGAGCGAGGGCAGCCUGACGGAGAACAUCUGGGCCUUCGCUGGCAUCUCCAGGCCCUGUGCCCUGGCCCUGUUGCGGACAGACGUGCUGGGGGCCUUCCUGCUGUGGCCUGAGCUGGGUGCUAGCGGCCAGUGGUGUCUGUCUGUGCGCACGCAGUGCGGCGUGGUGCCCCACCAGGUCUUCCGGAACCACCUGGGCCGCUACUGCUUGGAGCACCUGCCGGCAGAGUUCCCCAGCCUGGAGGCUCUGGUGGAGAACCACGCGGUUACUGAACGCAGCCUCUUCUGUCCCCUCGACAUGGGCCGCCUGAACCCCACCUACGAGGAGCAGGACUGUGGGCCCCCGGGCAGGCCGCCCCGGACUCUCCGGCCCGUCAGCCAUGCCAAGUCCGAGGCAGAGCUGCAGGGCCUGGGCUAAGAGGUAGGGCCCCGGUCCCACAGGCCCUGCCUCACCCCGGCUCCUGGGCCCCAGCAGCGUCUCUGCCCGUCCUGCACCCCUCUGGUCGCCAGUUCCAUCCAGUCACCCUGCCCUUGGAGCAGUCUUCCAUCGCGUCACUGUCCGUGGGAGGGGAGCCCUGAGGGUGGGUGUCGCCAAUGGCUUCUUGGAGAACAUGUGGCCCGCUGAGAUUCCAGGAGGGCAGGUGGAGUUGCAGGCUUCGGAUAACCCUUUGGGUGGCUUUGGAUGACCUGCUGGGUGGCUUCAGAUGCUUUGGGACUUCUGGGCUUCCGCUUUACUCCUGGGGCAGGAGCUUGUUCACGGC